AUGAAUAGACGAACCUCUAAACGGUACCGAAGGAGUAGCUCCUCUUCUCACUCUACAUCCUCUUCUGGUAGCAGCUACACCAGAAGCUCCAAUGAAAUUGGUAACUCACGAGCCUUCAGGAUUCAGCUGGCGCAUAGAGGUCUGACUCUUCGUUCUGUUCCAUUGGACGGUAACUGCUUAUUCUCCGCCUUUGCUGAUCAACUCACUGGCGACAUCCGCGACCACACUCAAUUACGAGAUCGAGCCGUCACCUACCUCCGUACCCAUCGUCAUGAAAUGCGUCCCUUCUGUGGCGACGGAUCAUACAAGCAGAUGGUGCGAAAGCUAGCUGUGCCAGGAACCUAUGGGGAUCAUAUGUCCAUUGUGGCGUUGGCUCGGGUUUAUGGAGUCGAUGUGAUAGUUCAUCGCUUGGGCCAAGCACCUCGUCUUGUGGCUCGCAGUUGCCCGUCUCCUUCAUGUACGCAUCCCCAAAUCCAUCUCGCUUAUAACGAGAGUAUCGAACACUAUUCUAGCGUUCGUUCUCGUAAUGGCUCACCUACUGGUCCGGCCCAUGUGUACAUGGACUUGAGGCGCUUAUCGGCGAUGGGAAAUCAAGUCUAUGGAGUUACUUCCCCUCAGGUUGUUGGAUGCGAAGAGUGUUUGCACGAACUGCAGAACUGGUUCACAUUUGAAGAGGAACUUCGGGGAUCUCGAUUGUUUAAAGUGGCUAAAGUAAGAGACUUCAUCACUGAUAAGUACGUCUUCAUUAUUCGUGAUUUUGUGGAUCAUUCCCUGACUGAGCGACUUUGCACUCGCCCCUUCCUUACUGUGGACGAAAAACGGUGGAUUACCUUCCAACUGCUUUCUGCUAUCAAUCAACUACAUUCCUCUACAAAUGCUGACUCUACUCCACGUUGCCAUGGGGACAUCAAGUCGCAGAAUGUACUCCUCACGGCCUGGGGUUGGUUACUCCUGGCCGAUCCGGCGCCCUUCAAGUCUACCCUGCUGCCAGCGGACAACCCAAGCGAGUUUACCUAUUUUUUUGAUAGCUCCCGACGUCGGGUCUGCUAUCUAGCUCCUGAACGCUUCAUAGACCCGCUCCUCUCCAGUGUUGCUGGUGGUGGUGAGGCUUUCGCCUCUGCUCCCGAGUCGCUCGACCUCAAAGGUGGUAUUGAAUCUACCUUGGGGGAGGAGGAGGAGGUGACAGUCGGUGAGGUGGCUGAUGAAUAUCUGCAAGCGUACGACGAAGACGCUUUGUCGCCGCAGUCCCUGGCAGAGAUGGGCACUCAAGCUAUUCCACUAAAUGACACCAUCACUCAAUUUAAAGAGAGCUAUUUGAGCGAGAUCGACAAAGCAACAAAUAUGAUUGGUCGCCUCCGAUUGGUACCGGAGUUGUACCCGCACUCGGCAUCCUCGACGCCACCAAACGUGGAUGCGACGGAGAAACCUUUGACGGAGAAUUUCAUAGGCUGUCUUAAGAAACCACAUCUGCGGCCCUCCAUGGACCUCUUUUCUGUUGGGUGUGUUCUGUUGGAAAUGUUCACGGAUGGAUCGGUGGCCUUCACGCUGUCAGACCUACUUGCCUACCGUCGCCAUCAAAACACGAGGAUUAUGAAACUACUCGCCUCCGUUGCGGAUCCUGCUGCUCGUUCACUGAUAACGGAGCUACUUUCGCUGCAUCCGGAGGCUCGUGGCAGCGCCGCACACCAUCUCUCCACCCAUCGGGGGGGCCUCUUUCCCGAGUUCUUCUUUUCCCACCUCCAUCCAUUCAUGCAGUCGUUCCUCGAUCCCUCUAUGGCCAGUCCAGACGCUAGGCUUCGUUUUAUUCGAUCAAAUUUACCUAAUCUAAUUUCGAACCUCCUCAAUGAACCUGCCUCCGCCCGAUCUGCCGGCUCGGUUAUACUCUGCAAUCUCAUCACUGCCACCUUGCAUCUGCAAUACUUCAACCGAGCUAAUCCAGUCACUUCUGCCCAUAUCAAUGAAGUAUCCUCCAUCAAUGAGGUCUCUGGAAUUCCUUCUGAGGACGGCAAAAUGGAUGCACUUUUAUGUCUUUCCCUUCUCAUCAAACGUAUACCCUCGCUUCGCCUCUUCAAUCGUCUCUGGCCACACUUUGUUGAACUCCUCUCUGACUCACGACUCCACGGUUCAGGAGUUCGAUGUUUGGCAUUGGAGGGCUUGAUAGAAAGCCUGGAGUGUGCGACAACCAUAGCGAUCCAUGGGAAGGGGGAGAGAAGGCGAGAUUCGGAGGAAGAGGAAUGCGUGGCAGUCCUCAGUGACACACGUUUCCUGAAUGAAUUCCUCCUGCCCUAUCUCUCACUGUUGGACCUUGCUAGGCUACGUGUCGUGAACGAGAGGGAGGAGGAGGGAGGCUUGGACGAAAAUCUGCUGGGGCAGACUGCACUAUCGGAUGUGGGGACAGCACUGCGCUUGAUAGGCACUGCCUUGCCGACUCGCAGCGUGAACAAAGGGAAAGAGAGAGUCCAAGCCUUUUUACGCGAGCGCUUGGUAUCCCUUUUCUCAGACGACUCAGCGGCCAACUUUGUGCGCCGCUCUCUCAUCCAAAGUGUCACUGGACUCGCCGCACUAGCCACCUUCCUCGGUCACACCACGUCCAGCGACGCCAUCUUGUCUCAUAUGGUUACCCUCCUCAAUGACAAGAAAGACGCAAAUCUGCGCGCAGCCUUCUUCAAUCAAGUGGCGUCAUUGGUCAGUUGCUUUGGUCCGCAGUCAGUGACAGUUUUGCGUCCACUGCUGGAACAGGGCCUCGCGGAUCCCCAUGAGACUGCUCUCGUUGCCUGUCUGCGAGCCCUUGGCUACCUCGAACGUCGCCGUGUCCUCAGUGCACCCAUCACUAUCGUCUUCCUCCAUCGUGUCCUCGCUCUCACCCCUUAUCCCGCUGCGCAUAUUCGACAGGCCUGUAUCGCCUACGUCACAGCAUUUGCACGCAACGGUUUGAAGGCGCUCACCGUUGCGCCCAAUGAACCUCUGGACGAUCACACAAUCGAGACAACGGCAAUUGAAGGCAAAAAUGAUAUCCACGUUUACCGUUCCCAUAAUUGCUCCAUUGAUCUGGAACGCUUCGCUGGAGGCAAGUAUGGAAUUGCAACUGUCUACGCUCAUCUGUUCACUCGAGAGGUCGCUGAGGGUAUCUUUGCCCGUCCAAUUGGUUCAAAUUUUACCAAUGACUCAGUGCUUCUGUCUGCUCUGCACUCCGGUCUGAGCCAUGCCUUCAUUGAGACUGUCGUUACAACUCUAUUUGAUGUUGCAGCAGAAUUCUGCUGUGACGAUCCCUCUCUGACGCCUAUUUCGCCGCGUCAGCUUUUCAUAGAUCUGAAGGAGCACUUGCUGGACCGACAGGCUGCAAGGAAGACAGCGAAAAAUUGCGAGACACCUUGGUACCCUGUUCCCUCGCUUUCAUUAACAGCAUUCUACUCCUCCUCUGUACAGAGUGACAUCGUGGCCGAAGUUCUAAAACGUCUCCGACAGCACGAGAUGACCGACCAGGCGGAAAAUCAAGUGCUGCUCUUGGCGCCCCUACUGACGGGCCUAUGCCAAAGUGCAGCAGACGCUGCGGAGUCAGUCUCUCGGGGCUCCUCCGUAUCAGCUGCUCUGAGGGCGCCAAAUCAGUUGGUCCAUGUUGUCCCUUCGCUUAAUGGAGACCUUCCGAAGGCGAGACUAUACCCCCUACCUGCUGUUCCCUCUGGUGUGGUGUGUAUGCGUGGGCCGCAGAAGAUCAGUUCAUCCUGUAUAACCUCCAUCAUACCUAAGCCCUCGUUCGUCGAUAUAAUUUCGUCACGCAUUCGCAAAGGCCGUAUUCCCCUGCCCUUCAAUCCUCCUCCCAAUGUCGUCUUCGCUCGUGGCCUGACCGUUGCUGGAUCGUCGACACCGAAACUGAUUGCUGAGGAUUCGCAGGACUCUUUCGUCUCUCUCCGCAUUUCUAAUGGCAGCCUUAGCGGUGGUGGUCGUUCUUUGCACGCAGCCUCACAAGUUGCUCUCAUUCCACCUCAGCUGCGAUGUGGCGUUGCCGAGUGUCCAACGUGGACACUAGGGAGUGGACACACUUGGCCCUGUCUACGACUCCUUGUGCAUGUACAUGAGCAUAUGCCAGGUCACUUGAGUCUAGCCUUACAUCCAUCCGGUCGUCUGCUCGCCUCAUGCAGCAGUGGCGACGGUCUAGUUAAGUUUUGGGACUGUGGACGCACUGUACAUGCCAGUUCUAGCCAGUUGAUGACUUCCACCGAUGAAUUUGUUGAGCGAGUUGCGAGCGAGGACGACGAGACCGCCCCGGAAAACUCUGAUGAUAGUAUGGCGACCGUGGGGAUGGAGAGGAAUGAUGAAAGUGAUGUCGUGGAUGUCGACACCUUCGCUGGACGCUCCUUUCCCUCUAGAUCUCUCUCCAGCUACUCAGUUCGUCAGCCUCAGGAGUCUCUUGAUACCAAGCAGAGCUGUCGGUAUCUUGUAUGGACAGAAGGCGGGAGCAGUGUGGCCACACUAGUCAAUAGCUCAGCCAUUCACCUGGUGGACGACUCGGUUAGUUGUCUGCGCUCUCUCUAUCCUCUGCAAACGGCACAUCAUGGGAGAGCCACAUACCUAACUGCUCCGGCAAUCGCUUUUUGUGGCGAUGCCGAAGGUCCUCUUCGCUCCUAUAUGUCCAGCGGAACUGAUCAAAAUCUUUUGGUCUACUCCACGACUAGCGGAAAUAUUGUGGGACAAGAUGUGCGGGUGAAGGAACCAGUAUGGUGGCUGAAACAGGAUCGCAUGCAUGGGCUUAUAACCUGUCUCGCCGUUCACAGCGGUCAUACGUGGCUGGCUGCAGGGACACUCCACAGCCACGUGGUCGUUUGGGAUCUACGCUACCGGCGUGCCAUUUCAUACUUCAUUUUGCCCCAUAAUACUAAGACGUCCAUGGGAUUCACUAGGCUUCAACUCUAUGACUGGAAUCGGCAAACUGCACACUCCACACUGAUUUGUGCUGCGACGGGCCACCAUAAUGAGGUAGUGCUUUUCGAUCUGGACGACUCUAAUCCACGCCAGGCAUCAACAGCCUGCGUAGCAGCCACGUGGACGCAAGCAAACGAAGAAUCGAAGCCUUUGACUGAGAACACCGUCUGCCAACUGCCUAGACGUGGUGUUCUCAGCCUUCUUCUUCUUCCAUCACAAUCUACAUCCUCAUCAUCGCCCUCGACGGCAAUAUCGGGCACAGUCAAUAUUGCUGCUGCAUUGCCAACACUGGUGACGGGCGGCCAUGACGCUCGGCUCCGAUGCUGGAGCUUUGCUCAACCUGAUACCUCUUCGGUUCUGGCUUGGGCGGGGAGUGAGGAGAUCUAUCGUCCACAUGUCUCCUUUAGUGAAAAGUUGGUCGACGGUGUGCGAGUAGUGACAGAAGUGGAGUCCAUGGAAGACUGCCUUCAGCAGCAACAGCAGCGGGGGCGUCAGUCAUCUGCCUUCACAACUCCAAAGAGUGGGCGCAGUGAAACCUACUUCAGCCCUUUAGAUGUAGGCGACGUCACAGUAGGUCACACCAAUGGUAUCAGUGACUUAACCCUCAUUAGUCCCACCCCUGGACGCGUCUUUCUGGUCUCUGCGGGCAUGAACGGUGUCAUCAAAUUUUGGAGGUGA
Molecule: messenger RNA, 5598 nt
Organism: Hydatigera taeniaeformis
Lineage: Eukaryota; Metazoa; Platyhelminthes; Cestoda; Cyclophyllidea; Taeniidae
Source: the annotation of a GenBank genome assembly